AACAGUGGCCCAGACCGGGGUGGACAGCCCCAGGAAGAUUGUGCUUCCUGCUGUAAAUUCCUUUUGUAUCACUAAUCUUUCAUUCUUUCUGUGCCCUGCAGUUUGCCUCCGGAUCCAGAUCAACCCACAGAAUAAAAGCGAGUUCCAAGGCAUUUCACCGGAGCGGGCAUUUGCCGAUUUCCUCUUUGCCAACACAAUCCUGCAUCUUGUCGUCAUCAAUUUUGUCGGCUGA
Molecule: messenger RNA, 232 nt
Organism: Apaloderma vittatum (bar-tailed trogon)
Lineage: Eukaryota; Metazoa; Chordata; Aves; Trogoniformes; Trogonidae
Gene: DAD1
Product: defender against cell death 1
Exons: 1
Biological process (GO): protein N-linked glycosylation
Cellular component (GO): oligosaccharyltransferase complex; membrane
Source: RefSeq, a predicted model, not a curated record